AACUACCUGGUGUUUAUGGCUGAGCUUUUCUGGUGGUUUGAAGUGGUAAAACCCUCAUUUGUACAGCCCAGAGUCUUCGAUCCAAACGCCUGUGAGCCUGUGUCCUCCUGUAGAAAUAUGGCUCCUGUGUCCAGUCCUGUCAAACAGAGCUAUGCAGACAGACCUGACAGCCCAGAGAACAUCCCUUCACAGGGUAUAAUGAAGAGGUCUACCUCCAUGUCCUACGUGGAUGGCUGUGUUGGGACAUGGCCCAAAGAACAUCGCUCCUCCUCUCGGGGAAUCUCCUUUGAGAUUCCUCUGGACGGAGAACCCACUCUGCCGUCCGGCGGCAUGACCCGCUCUGCCAGCAGUGACGGCCUGGGGUUCAAAGUUCACUAUGCAUCUCGAGGGAGCAUGAAACGCCACCUCUCCCUCAUGCCUGUUGAUGUAAAUGGACAGAGCAGACACAUACCAGAGGAGGAUGAUGAGUUCACUUCCCAGAAAUCCCUGGAGCGGAGCAAUACGUUCUCCAUCAAGAACCAAAGCAGGUGCUCCAAUGGAGUCCUCCCUGAAAGCAACCAUAGCCACAACGAUCACCAUGGCAACCACAGUGGCCACAUCAGCCCAUCCUCCCCCCCGAGCAUCGAGGAGGCGCUGAAGAUUAUCCACGACACGGAGAGGCCUCACGCCUGCCUCGGGUCGGGGGACGGAGACGAUGGCUUCUUCCUCCAUGGUGCGGAGCCGUCAGACCCUCCGGGGGCUCACGGUCCAGGAGACGACCUGGGACCAGCUAAGGCUCGGCCAAACGACCACGACCCCAACUCCCUGUCCACCGAUGAAGUGGACACGGGCAUCCACGUGAGGACAGAGGACAUCCAGAGCUUGGAUGAGGACUCCUCCUCUCUGAGAGACUACUCAGAUAUUGACCAAGACUGUGAGGCCAUGACCCGGUCCUGUCCGCUGCCUGACCAGCCGGAGAGGGAGAGGGAGAGGAGCCGGCCCGGAGGAGGGGAGGGGGUCGGUCAGGCUAACCCCGAGGGUGGGAGGGGGGACGGUGGGGACAGCCCCUGUCCCAGUACAACACCCACCAUCCACAGAUCCCACACACUGAGCCCCGCCUCGUCCUGCGGAGGCUCUGGGGCCAUGGUCCGUAUGACGAGCUUUGCAGAGCAGAAGUUCAGGAAGCUGGAGGGAAGGAGCAGCGGAGGAACAACCCCAGAGAGUUCAGACCUCAACGUGCCGUACACACACCCGCCAAAAAGCCUUUCUGCUCCGAUAUCUACACCUCCUUUGCCAAUCACAUCUCCCUCUCCAGCAACGCCUUCCCCCAGAGACCCCUCCCACCUGAUAGCCACAGAGAUGAUUCAGCUGAGGAUGAAGCUGGAGGAGAAACGUAGAGCCAUUGAAGCCCAGAAGCAGAAGGUGGAAGCAGCGUUCACCCGCCAUCGCCAGAAGAUGGGCAGAACAGCCUUUUUGAAUGUAGUAAGAAGAAAAGGGAUCACUGCCCCCCUCAGCUCAGCGGCAGCAGAAGCCCCUUCCUCAGAGCCACUAUCAGCCUCAAAGGAAACCAGGCAGGGCAGCAUGGAGGGGGCGGAGAGAUGCAAGCCAGAUGGAGCAGCGCCUAGAUCCCCCUGUGAGGAUGGAGCAGGAAUGUCUCCAGGAGAAAUCGACCUUACGGAAUACACGCGCUCCAUCGAUAGGCUGAACACGUCGCUGGGCUUCCUGCAGACAGAGAUGCAGCGCCUGGCCCAGCAGCAGGAGAGGAUCAUGUCCAUGAGAGAGCAACAGCAGCAAUCCUGGGUCAUCCCUCCUCCUGCUCCAUCUCCACACAGGCAGCUCCGUGAGUUGCGCAGCAGCAGUGUUACAGGCCGGGGGUCAGGUCGAGGCUCGGUUGGGUCUUUGUCCCCCAUCCUCUCUUCUUCAGGCUCUCCCCACGCUCCCAACCGUUCCCCUGCUGGCCUAAAGCGGCGGCCGGCCUCCUUCCACGCCAGGACAACUCGGACUCCACGGCCAAACGAUCUGAAGGUCACGCCCUUCAGUCGAAUGCUCAACACCCAGACCUCAGUGGACAGCCUACCCAGACUGAGGCGCUUCAACCCCAGCCAGAACCAGAACAGCUCGUUUGCUUACCUGGGCCACGAUGAGGGGCCUCCUAAAAAUAGGGACCAAGAGGCCAGGGACAACAACGAAAGCACUAAGGACAAAGAAGAGGAUGUGGAAAGGAAGAGUGCUGGCACUCCUCAAGCUACUAAUAUUGAAGCAGCCAAAGAGAGGGGAAAUGAGGGGGAAAGAAAGACUCUUUUUAAGCCAUAUGGCUCCUCAGAGGUGGUGAAGGAGCCUCCAUCUGACCUGAGACAAGCAGGAAGACCUCCCCUCGGUCAGGAGAUGGCGGGAGAGGGUGAAGGAGAGGGAGAGGCAGGAGCAGGAGCAGACAUGUAUGGAGAAGACCAAAAGAUAUGCUGUGGAUUCUUCUUCAAGGUUGUUGUGAAGGGGAAAAGAGAGAUGGCAGCAGCGUGGCCGGUCACACUAUCUGCAGGAAGACAAGGUUAUAGACUUGUGUGUUUUCCCAUGAGAGAGCAGUCUGCUUUAGUAUGAAAAGAAAAUAACAUAUUGCAAUCUGGGAGGAGCAGACCGGUCUUUUAUCAUGGCAUUCAUGCACACACACACACACACACUGGCAGAAAAGCAGACAGUGUCUCUUGAAGCUCAAACACAGAUAAUGGGACAUCCUCAGAGAGGUGAGAACAAUCUGCAUUAGAACAUUGCUUAUAUCCUGGCCCAUCUGAAGUAACCCCAGGGAGGAUAUUAGAAUAAAUAAACUUAAAACUAGAACAUUAUUUUCAUGUGCUAUAAUCUUUUUUUGUUUGCCCUUGACUUUCCUCUCUUUGUCUCUCGCUCAUUCUUGCUGGCAGAGUUAACACAGAGUUAACUGCUCGGUGUAUAAUUAGACAAACAAAAAAGAGAAGGAUGAAACAUCUAAAGGAGAAGAGACUCCAAAUGAUUACACAUUCACUCCGCUUCCUUCCCCCUUGCUGCACACAUAACCACCAAUUAGAGGAGAGGAGAGGAGGAUGAGGACAAGCAAGCCGCCAGAAGUCUAUUUGUGUCUAUCUCUCUUCUUCAUUUCCUCUCUUCCCCUGAACACUAUCCAGCACCGGGGAGGGAGGAAGAGAGGAUAAAAUAGAAGUGAAAAACAAGAAGUAUAUAAAUAAAGAAAUCAGUGUUUCACAUCCGGUCGGCUGAUUGGCUGAGACGCGAGUCGGGCAAAUCUGGGCCACAGUUGCACUCAUUGUUCAGUGAGCUUUCUACACAGUCCAACCCAGCGACAGCAAUGAAUGUUGAUUGUGACCUUUGGUCUUUGCGUACAGUGGAAACAGAGUGUCACUUUUGUCUAUGCAUGUGUGAGUGGUUUCGUGUCUAGAUUUUACAUGCGCCCACUUUGCCCUUUUGUUCAUUUCAUUCCAGGCGU
Molecule: messenger RNA, 3448 nt
Organism: Notothenia coriiceps (black rockcod)
Lineage: Eukaryota; Metazoa; Chordata; Actinopteri; Perciformes; Nototheniidae
Product: calmodulin-regulated spectrin-associated protein 2-like
Exons: 10
Coding region: 16-2574 (852 amino acids)
Biological process (GO): cytoplasmic microtubule organization; negative regulation of microtubule depolymerization; neuron projection development
Cellular component (GO): microtubule minus-end
Molecular function (GO): microtubule minus-end binding; spectrin binding; calmodulin binding
Source: RefSeq, a predicted model, not a curated record